Carcharodon carcharias (great white shark) is the source of this 4424-nucleotide messenger RNA. It is a transcript of the gene irs1, whose product is annotated as insulin receptor substrate 1. Bases 126 to 3386 code for a protein of 1086 amino acids. Lineage: Eukaryota; Metazoa; Chordata; Chondrichthyes; Lamniformes; Lamnidae. Gene Ontology annotation, biological process: insulin receptor signaling pathway. Gene Ontology annotation, cellular component: cytosol; plasma membrane. The transcript has 2 exons. The record is from RefSeq and is a predicted model, not a curated record. Gene Ontology annotation, molecular function: insulin receptor binding; phosphatidylinositol 3-kinase binding.
CCCCACCACCCCAAACCACCCACCCACCCCUUCUCUCCUCUGUAUUUGUUGGGUAAUUUAAUUUAAUUUUUGAAUCCUGUCAGGGUGUCCGUUCCCUCUCUCUCUCUCUCUCUCUCCCUCACACGAUGGCGAGUCCGCCUGAGCCCAGCUCACCGAGCGCCGAGAGCUUCUCGGACGUGAGGAAGGUGGGUUACUUGAGGAAACCCAAGAGCAUGCACAGGCGCUUCUUCGUGCUGCGGGCGCCGAGCGAGCUGGGGCCGGCCCGGCUCGAGUACUACGAGAACGAGAAGAAAUGGAGGCACAAGGCGGGCGCUCCCAAGCGCUCGGUCCACCUGGAGAGCUGCUUCAACAUCAACAAGCGGGCCGACUCCAAGAACAAGUACCUGGUGGCCCUCUACACCCGGGACGAGUACUUCGCCGUGGCCGCCGACUGUGAGAGCGAGCAGGAGAUCUGGUACCAGGCGCUGCUGGAGCUGCACAACCGGGGCAAGGGGGCCGAGGAGCGGGGCGAGCGCGACGGCGGGGCCCCCGCCGCCGCCACCGCCGGCCUGGCGGCGGGGGAGGAGAGCUACGGGGAGGCCAGCCCCGGGCCGGCUUUCAAGGAAGUUUGGCAAGUGGUGCUGAAGCCCAAAGGCUUGGGGCACACCAAGAACCUGGUGGGCAUCUACCGGCUGUGCCUGACCCACAAGACCAUCAGCCUGGUGAAGCUCAACUCGGAGGCGGCGGCCGUGGUCUUGCAGCUGAUGAAUAUCCGGCGCUGCGGCCACUCGGAGAAUUUCUUCUUCAUCGAGGUGGGCCGGUCAGCGGUCACCGGCCCGGGGGAGUUUUGGAUGCAGGUGGACGACUCGGUGGUGGCGCAGAACAUGCACGAGACCAUCCUGGAGGCGAUGAAGGCGAUGAGCGAGGAAUUCCGACCCCGCAGCAAGAGCCAGUCGGCCUCCAGCUCCAACCCCAUCUCGGUGCCCCUCCGAAGGCACCUCAACAACCCGCCGCCCAGCCAGGUCGGGUUGAGCCGCCGGUCGCGGACCGAGAGCAUCACCGCCACCUCGCCGGCUGGCAAGCACAGCUCGUUCCGGGUGCGGGCCUCCAGCGACGGCGAGGGUACCAUGUCCCGACCGGCCUCUGUGGACGGCAGCCCGGUCAGCCCGAGUGCCACCCGGACCCAUUCCCACCGACACCGAGGUGGCUGUAGGCUGCACCCCCCCCUCAAUCACAGCAGGUCUAUCCCCAUGCCAUCCACACACUGUUCCCCGUCAGCUACAAGUCCCGUCAGUUUGUCCUCCAGCAGCACCAGUGGCCACGGAUCCACCUCCGACAGCCUUUUCCCUAGGCGUUCCAGCGCCUCCAUCUCAGGCUCACCUAGCGAUGGGGGGUUCAUUUCUUCAGAUGAGUACGGAUCUAGCCCUUGUGAUUUCAGGAAUUCCUUCAGAAGCGUCACUCCCGAUUCCUUGGGACAUACUCCUCCUGCAAGGGAGGAGCAGGAGUUAAAUAAUUACAUCUAUAUGGGGAAACAUUCUAGCCUGGCUCCAAGUUGUCAGAACAGGGGGAGUCAAAGGUGGACUCCGACCAAAGCUGAAGAUACAGACUCAGAUAAGGGGUUUAGGAAGCGGGCUCAUUCAUCAGGUACUUCACCACCCACAGUGAUGCACCAAAAGACCUCUUCUCAAACUUCCACUGCCUCCUUUGAGGAAUACACAGAGAUGACACCAUCUUACCCUGGCAAUCGUUUAUCAUCCAGUAAAAAUUCUGCUUUUGUACCUACUCACUCAUAUCCUGAGGAGUGUUUAGAUCUUCAGUUGGGAGAAGGUAGGCGUUACAGCCAAAUGGAUGAUGGUUAUAUGCCAAUGUCACCUGGAGUUGCUCCUAUACCCAAUAAAAAUGACUAUAUGCCAAUGAGCCCAAAAAGUGUUUCUGCCCCACAGCAGAUUAUUAACCCACGCCAGCAUUCUCGAAAAGAUGGUUAUAUGAUGAUGUCACCUAGUGGCAGUUGCUCACCAGAAAAUGUGAACUAUGGAAAAAUAUGGACUAACGGAGGGAAUUCUAAGCUGUCUGUUGAGAGUAAUGAUGGGAAAUUGUCAUGUAGUGAUUACAUAAAUAUGUCCCCUGCAAGUUGCUCAACAACAAGCACUCCACCAGACUGCUUCUUCAAUCCAGUUGAAGAACCUCAUAAACCUGUUUGUUCGUACUUCUCUCUGCCUCGCUCCUUUAAACAUGUACAUAGAAAAAAUGAUGAGUCCCCUUUACGAAUUGCUGUAAAUUCAGGCCGCCUGUUGUAUGGUGAAGAUUCUUCUUCUUCUACCAGCAGCGAUAGUUUAGGAGGACAAGAUGGCGGGCAUCAUACAGUUAACCCUGUUAAAAAAGAAUUGUAUGUACCGAUGAAAGGUAAACUUGUACGACCCACUAGGCUGUCACUUGAUAAUACUAAGGCAAGUACACUGCCCAGAACACGAGAGCAUCCCCUUCCUCCAGAGCCAAAAAGCCCAGGCGAGUAUGUAAAUAUUGAAUUCAGUGAUAAAAACUUUUCUUCUAGUUCAUUAUCUCUCAUUGAGCCCUCUUCAGCUGGAGGCAUUCAUCCUGUUCGACAAAGGCCAUCCAUGUCAGAAUACAUGAACAUGAAUUUAAGAAUAGACGCAUCCAAAUUUGGUUAUGUAUCAAAACCCGCAGUGGACGUCACCAGCUCUGUAACUGCCUGCACAUCCAGCACUUGCAGAAAAGAUAGAGGGCAGGCUAGCUGUGAUUAUGUUAGUAUGCAGCUAGUUACCACCUGCCCAGACUUACUGGAAUCAUCAGUGAGUAACUAUACAGAAAUGACAGUUGGUGGAGGUAUAACGUCUUCCAUAUCCGUUCUACCUCGGGCAGAAGAGAGCUCUUUGAACACUGUUUCUGAUGUAGUGGCUGGUCCUAUGAUGGACCAGAUUUCCGGGAGGAGUGCCUUUACUGUGCUUAAUCUUGUCCCCAAUCGGAACCAAGGUGCCAAAGUUAUCCGUGUUGAUCCUCAAGGAAGAAGACGACAUAGUUCGGAGACUUUCACUUCCACAGCCAACGUGACUGGCAUGACCCUAUCUUAUGUUGAUCACAUUAAACGACAUAGUUCAGUGUCCUUUGAAAAUGUGUGGCUUAACAAACCAGGAGAUUCUCUGGCUUCAAGUGCCAAAGACCAGCCAAAUGAUGCCACGGUGCAGAAUGAUUGUGAGAAUGUUAUGAAUUACAUUGAUUUGGACUUGGUAAACGAUUUUAACAACAAAGACUGGACCUCCUCUCAGCAUGUAACCGCUCAUCAACCUCAUGGAAGUACUUCUGGUGGUGAUGAUGAUCUGAAUUCAUAUGCAAGCAUCACCUUUCAGAAGCCAGAUGAAAUCAGUAAGCCUACAGAAAGGGAAGAAUGACAUCUCCUUAACUCUCGGCAAGCUUUGCACGGACUUGAUGAGUACCUAGGCUUUCAAAAAUUUGUACAGUACAACAAGGACCUCAUUCUCUUUCACAUAAAGGAUGGUACGACAGAUCAAAAUCACUCCAGUUUGCUGCAAGAAACCUCAGGACAUAAUUUUCUGACUGGAUUGCAUGUUCGCCAAUGUAUAUGUCUGUGGGUUGCACAGUGUGCGCUGUGACACAUGCACUACAGCGAAUCUGCCUCGUUCCUCAUCACAUUCUACUUCAACAAUCUCCGUAAACAGAAAUGGAUAGACUGCCAGCAAUGCAAUUCAGAUGCCUAACUUGGACUGGAACACACAAGCAUUAACCUUGACUUUCACAUGCUGCUGAAAAAAUUAAGGUUUUCACUGUAAAUUAUUAAGUAUAGAAGUAUUGAUUUUUAAAAAGUUGCUAAUGUUUGGAAAACACAGAAUAAUAUUUAACAUUUUUGCUUCCUUUAUAUUGAUACUUUUUUGAACUGAAAAUGUAAUUUUUUUUCUGAUGCACAUUCAUUAUUGAUGUGUCCGGAGGUAAUUUUUCCAGUUCUGUUAUAAACAGGGAAAUUUUUGUUUAAAACUUGUGAAUAUACGCAGUAAGAAUAGAUUAUGUUUCUAUUCUUGGAUAAAAGCUGUUGUUUAUACAUAGCAUAAUCCCGAAGUGCAGGCUUUGGUGUAUAGUCCUAUUUGCCAAUAUGGCAACAGUACAAGUAAUGCAGCCCUCCUGUCUUGAGUUGAUUUCACAAUCAUUUUAUACUCUUCCAUUUUACGUGAGAUAUAUUGCAGUCAGGGGAUGCUGACAUUACUGUACAUGGUACUUAAUGAAUGUCAAUGGAAUUUGAAACGUAGUCAAAAACAAUCAAAUUUAGUCUUCCUUUUCUUUGUGUAUAUAUAAUGUACCUACCUGGACAAUGUAUACUUACAUAACAUGCCCGGAAUGGACAAUGUUGUGUUUGUAAUUUCUGGAGACUGAACCCCUCAUCCCUGUAAGUAAUAAAUUAGAAAAUGAUUGCAUUU